GAAGUUGGAGGGUACCGGCGCGUGGCAUUUGAGGACUUCUCAACUGCUGUUCCUUCCUCGGCUCAGCCUUCUCAGGCCCUAACCUGAGUUAAUUAAGCCUCUGCUGUGCGCUCUCAGUGCGUACUUGGUACAGGUUACCACGCAGUGCUGGAAUUGUCUUGCUAAUAUUUAACACCGCCGGCUUCUACUUACAAGUAACUCUAGAGAGUAAUCCAGUUUCAGCGCACAGAUUUUCGGUGAAGAUUUGCCAAAGAAUUAUUUCUUGUGCUCCUACCGUGUUCCAAGCAUGAAGGAUACAGCGAAGGAGAUUAACGGCCACUUUCAUGAAGCUGAAAGAGAGAGAAAAAACUCAAGCAAUUACAUAAAAAACUAAUUUGGGAUGGACAGUAGAGGAAGCUCUGUUAGAUGCGUGAUUAACAAAAGAGGCUCACAGGGUACCUGCACAGCCAAGGCUCUCCACCUUAUGUGAUCAACCUAGACCCAGCUGUGCAUGAAGUCCCCUUUCCUGCCAAUAUUGAUAUUCGUGAUACUGUGAAGUAUAAAGAAGUCAUGAAACAAUAUGGACUUGGGCCCAAUGGUGGCAUAGUGACCUCACUCAAUCUCUUUGCGACCAGAUUUGAUCAGGUGAUGAAAUUUAUCGAGAAAGCCCAGAACAUGUCUAAAUAUGUCUUGAUUGACACACCUGGACAGAUUGAGGUGUUUACCUGGUCAGCUUCUGGGACAAUCAUCACUGAGGCUUUGGCAUCCUCAUUUCCAACGGUUGUCAUCUAUGUAAUGGACACAUCACGAAGUACCAACCCAGUGACGUUCAUGUCCAAUAUGCUCUAUGCCUGCAGCAUCUUGUACAAGACCAAGCUGCCUUUUAUUGUGGUCAUGAACAAAACUGACAUCAUUGAUCACAGCUUUGCAGUGGAAUGGAUGCAGGAUUUUGAGGCCUUCCAAGAUGCCUUGAAUCAAGAGACCACAUACGUCAGUAACCUGACCCGUUCCAUGAGCCUGGUGUUAGAUGAGUUUUACAGCUCACUCAGGGUGGUGGGUGUGUCUGCCGUUCUGGGUACCGGCUUAGAUGAACUCUUUGUGCAAGUCAUCAGUGCUGCAGAAGAAUAUGAAAGGGAGUAUCGCCCUGAAUAUGAACGUCUGAAGAAAUCACUGGCCAGUGCUCAGAGUCAACAGCAGAAAGAGCAACUAGAACACCUUCGGAAAGAUAUGGGUUCUGUAGCCUUGGACACGGGGACUUCCAAAGACAGCACAUCCUCUGUGCUGGAGCCUUCUGACCUGAUCCUGACUCGAGGAGCCCUGGAUGAAGAGGAUGAGGAGGCAGACAGUGAUACUGAUGACAUUGACCACAGAGUUACAGAGGAAAGCCAUGAAGAACCAGCUUUCCAGAAUUUUAUGCAAGAAUCAAUGGCACAAUACUGGAAGAGGAAUAAUAAAUAGGAGAAUUUUGGAAACUUCGCUUGUUUCUGCAAGUCCAGAAUCUCGGAACUCCAUGUGAAGGAACUAUUCUUACCUCUGAUUGGGGUCUACUAUAAAGGACCGUUUUCUUCACAGUAGCAGUUUCUCUUAUUAGGGAAGUCUUGUGACUCAGAUGAAGUCAGGAAUAAUAGAUCCUUGGACCUGGCAGGUUGAUGCCAAUUCUUCUUUGACCUUUCCCUUGUUUUGCAUGAGGAAGGAGAUACUGCCUGUUCUUGGAAGCUGAUACCCCUUCAAGUUCAAACUUCACGUUUUAUCAUUUGAACUCAAGUACUUUUGCUGCUGAUGGAUGGAUGGGCUAGAGAGCGAACUUAACUCUCCUGUGACUACUUCACAUCUUUGUUGCCAGACUGCAUCUAUAGCCUCUACUUUCCCAGAAUUUUGCCCCUGACUGCAGCAUGAGUUAUCUUUCUUUUAGCAGAAAGAGAAAGGAAACAUGAGCUUGUCCAGAGUGGCAACGGGGUCUCCUUAGCAACCAGUCAACAUUGGUAUGAAAUGUGCCUCGCACUGGGUGUAACUCUUUGUAGGACAUCGGGCUUGUUAAAGAAAGUGGGCAAAACAUGUAAUUAAUGAGUAAGAACUCUUUAAAUGGUGGCUUGAAUAAAGAGUUUUUAAUUUUAA
Messenger RNA from Tupaia belangeri chinensis (Chinese tree shrew), 2094 nucleotides. It is a transcript of the gene GPN1, whose product is annotated as GPN-loop GTPase 1. NCBI's taxonomy places the organism in Eukaryota, Metazoa, Chordata, Mammalia, Scandentia, Tupaiidae. The record is from RefSeq and is a predicted model, not a curated record. The coding region runs from base 550 to 1437 and encodes 295 amino acids. Gene Ontology annotation, molecular function: ATP hydrolysis activity; GTPase activity. The transcript is spliced from 14 exons.